Messenger RNA from Leptidea sinapis, 2364 nucleotides. Its product is annotated as protein FAM76A. Bases 110 to 1078 code for a protein of 322 amino acids. The transcript is spliced from 8 exons. NCBI's taxonomy places the organism in Eukaryota, Metazoa, Arthropoda, Insecta, Lepidoptera, Pieridae. The record is from RefSeq and is a predicted model, not a curated record.
AGUAUUAAUCAGCUGAUCUUAAGUUUGUAAUAUAUUAGACUAUACAUAUUAAGGGAAAUUGAAUAUUAAGUGAAAAAUAAAUUCUUGUAAACUUUCUAUUUCGUAUAAAAUGAGUUCUACUACAGCCACUGCCCUUUUCGCUUGCUCCCGUUGUUUUUCAAGACACCCAUUCGAAGAAUUGUCUCCUGGUGAACAACUCUGCAAGGAGUGUCGUGGAUCGUUCCCAGUCGUGAAAUGCACUUAUUGCCGCUCAGAAUUUCAGCAAACGAGCAAAUCAAAUACCUCAUCUAUUUGUAAGAAAUGUGAAGCGAAUGUCAAAGCAUACGGAAAGCCAACGGCAUGUGAAUAUUGCAACAUAAUUGCUGCAUUCAUUGGAAACAAAUGCCAACGAUGCACAAACUCAGAGCGCAAGUAUGGUCCAGCAGUCACAUGUGAACAAUGCAAACAAAGGUGUGCCUUUGACCGACAUGAUGAUAGUAAAAAGGUGGAUGGAAAGUUGCUAUGCUGGUUGUGUACACAGUCGCUAAAGAGAGCACUGGCACGGACUAAUCAACAUAUUUCAUCUGUUGAUAAACACAAGCACAGAGGACACAAGUCUAAAGGCAGUCAUAAAGACAAACGCAAAUCAGAUGCUAUGAAGAAGAACGCAAAUGAUUCACUUAAUGAUAUGCCGCACGAGAAGAAAUCAAAACUGAAUCCGCUGCAAGGUUUGUACCCAGCGGAGUUGGACCCCAACAGUUCGGACCACGUGGUGGCCAUGACGCAGCUCAGGGAAACCAUUGCCAGUCUACAGAAAAAAGUACAACAGAAAGAUAUGGAACUACUUUCCAAGGACAAAUUGAUCACAGAACUGAAGGCCCAGCACCACAACGAUACGACAGACCUCCGUACAGAAAUGAAGAACAAGGAACGACUCAACGAGAACAAAUUUAAUCUAAUGAAUACAAAGAUACAAAAUUUACUGAAAGAAGUCGCCACGCUCAGUAAAACUGCUAGGAAAAAUAAUAAAAAUACCAAAUCUGCUCUAGCGAAUACAGAGAAUAGUGGUAGUGGUACAGACAGCCCGAGUACCAAUUAGAACAAUCUAUUUGUUUUUAGUUUUCUUUUUUUUUAUUUUAUAUUGCGACUGCGAUGUGUAUGGAAAUAUACUGGUUUUACAAAAGCAUAAACCGUAAAUAUAAAUAUAAUUUAAUAUGCCCUUUUUUAUAUUUGGACUUACUGGCCCGUUCCAUUGUCAGCAUGGACUUAUCAUGGGUUUUUAUUUUUUAAUCGUUUCUUGUACAAGGGCCAAUAAUCCAUUUUUCUCGCUCGAACGGCCGCGACACGUAGGUAGUAUUCUAUUUAAUUUUACCACCCUAAAAUAUUACAUAAAUGUAAAAUCUAAAUAUUAUUACUUAAUAUAUCCUUUUAUAUUUGAACUAGCGUUCGCUCCACCGUUGUUUGUACAAGAGCCAUUAUAAAAGUAAUCCAAUUUUAUCUCGCCCCAACGGCCGGGAAACGCAGGUAAUAUUGUAUUUAAUUUAACCCCCCUAAAAUAACAAAAUAAAACAAGAGGGCAUAAAAUAUUCAAUAGAUUUCAUGGGUUUAUUUAAAAACCUUACAAUAGUUACAGGUAUUUGGAUCAAUGCGUUUUUAUACCUUAGCGUCCAGUCUUAAGAUGAAAUAGUUUUUAAAUAUUCCCACAAGUAAGCGGCGUUUAAUUUCCUAUCGUUUACCUUCCUUUGUAACUGGCAAAUAUGAUUUGAUAUAGGAAGCUUUCAUCAGGGUAAGUCGCGCACUUGUUUUCUCUCUUUACCAGGCAUGAUGUGAUAGAGAUUACCCACGCGGUUAAAUCACGCAUAUUUUGAACGUACAGCUAACACCAAUCAUAAUAUGUUUCAUCAUCACCAACCGGAAGACGUCCACUACUUGACAAAGGCCUCCCCCACGGAUUUCCACGAAGGACCAACGUAUUCCAGCGAUCUUGAACAGAUCAUCGGUCGAUCUUGUGGGGGGCCUACCAACACUGCGUCUUUCGGUACGUGGUCGCCAUUCGAGGACUUUACUGCCCCAACGGCCAUCUGUCCGUCGAACUAUCUGCCCUGCCCACAGCCAUUUCAAUUUCGCAAUUAUUUGGACUACGUCGGUAACUUUGGUUCCCCUACGGAUCUCCUCAUUUCUGAUUCGAUCUCGUAGGGAAACUCCGAGCAUAGCCCUCUCCAUUGCCCUCUGAGCGACCAUGAGCUUUCUCAUAAGGCCCACGGUUAGCGACCACGUCUGCGUACCGUAAGUGAUCACUAUAUCAUGUAUCACCAAUUCAAAUUUCAUUCUUUAAUUUUCCACACGUUACACCUAUGCAAGAAACAUACGGGGCUAGUAGUUGAU